UGGUGUGAGGCGGGAGCAGGCUGAGAGCCCCAGGAAACCCGCACCAGACGCACCCGGGACAUCGGGCGCUGCCCCUGGGGGCCAGCUCAGAGGGAUUUGGAAGAGAAACAGGAAGUCAAAGAUUCAGAGAAAAGAGCAUUCACUCCACAAUCGUAAACAGUUUAUUUCGUAAUAAAUAUGGCAGAGCUUUCUGAGACAGAAGGACCAGUAGAUUGGAAAGAACGAUGUGUAGCCCUAGAGUUCCAGCUCAUGAAAUUUAGAGUUCAAGCGAGCAAGAUACGAGAGCUCUUAGCAGAGAAGAUGCAGCAGCUUGAGAGACAAGUUAUUGAUGCUGAACGUCAAGCAGAAAAAGCUUUUCAGGAGGUACAAGUUAUGGAAGAAAAAUUAAAAGCAGCUAAUAUUCAAACCAGUGAAUCAGAGACGAGGUUGUAUAAAAAGUGUCAAGAUCUGGAAACCCUAAUACAGGAAAAAGAUGACAUCAUUCAAAACUUGGAACUGCAACUUGAGGAGCAGAAACAAAUAAGGAUUCAAGAAGCUAAAAUAAUAGAAGAGAAAGCAGCUAAGAUCAAAGAAUGGGUAACAGUUAAGUUGAAUGAGCUGGAAUUGGAGAAUCAAAAUCUUCGUUUGAUCAACCAAAACCAAACCGAAGAGAUAAGAACAAUACAGUCAAAAUUACAAGAGGUUCAAGGAAAGAAGUUGUCUACUGUCUCCACACCAAAGCUCACAGAAGGCCAGCGUCUGAGCAGUCUGACCUUUGGGUGCUUUUUAUCCCGAGCAAGGAGUCCUCCUCAAGUUGUAAAAUCUGAGGAAACGAGCAAGAUAUCAUCUAAAGAACCUGAGUUCACUGAAGGAAAAGACAUAGAAGAAAUGGAAAUACCAGAAAAGUCUGUUGAUAACCAAAUUCAAGAAAACAACCGAGGUCAGAGAACAUUGCAUCACGUGCCUUGUGUCUCAGGGCAGAAUCAGAAAACAAGGACAAGCUUUGUGACGGAUGGUGGCAUAUCCCAGAAUUCUGGGGCUCCUGGGAGUGACUGGAGUUCCGAUGAGGACGAUGGGAGCAAAGGAAGAUCCAAGUCCAGGUACACGUCCACCCUUUCCAGCCACACAUCAGAGGAGGGGGUCCAGUGUAGCAGAAUGGGCAGUGAGACGUAUCUGACAGCCUCUGAUGACAGCAGUUCUAUAUUUGAAGAAGAGACUUUUGGCAUAAAGAGACCAGAACACAAGAAGCUGUAUUCUUGGCAACAGGAGGCACAGUGGAGUCCUCUUGGAAAGGGAAAUUCCGAAUCAAGUAAAAAGGAGCAUGAUAGCUCCUCAGACGAACUGAAUAAAAAAUUUCAGUCUCAGAGACUGGAUUAUUCAUCUUCAUCGAGUGAAGCCAACACCCCAAGCCCUAUUCUGACCCCAGCUUUGAGUCCAAAGCAUCCUAACUCACUCCCUGGAAAAGGCACAGAACUAGUGCCCCCCUCAAACCUGCCACUUCCCAAAUUAAGGGUUCCUAAUGUUUUCGGCUUAAGUGUAGCUCUAGCCAAAAGACACCUAAGCCAGCCACAGUUAAGUUCCGACAGGAUGUUUGGUACAAACAGAAAUGCUAUAAGCAUGAUCCGGCCACUGAGACCUCAGGAAACAGAUCUUGAUCUAGUUGAUGGCGACAGUACAGAAAUUUUAGAGACUAUGGACACUAGUGAUGAUGGAUUAUUUUCCUACGACUCUCUGGAGUCCCCGUGUUCAGACGACCAGGAAACCUGCAACUCAGCAAAGAAGGCGGCCUGUGGCAAACCUCCAACUCCUCCCCUGCACCGGUUUCCCUCUUGGGAAAGCAGAAUUUAUGCUGUAGCCAAAUCAGGCAUUCGAAUGUCUGAGGCCUUCAAUAUGGAGAAUGUUAAUAAAAAUUCUGUUGCAGUGCUUUCCUAUACCACAUCAGGACUUUAUACAUCACUGAUAUACAAGAAUAUGACAACCCCAGUGUACACAACUUUAAAGGGGAAGGCGACCCAGAUAAGCAGCAACCCAUUCCUGGAUGACUCCUCUGGGUCAGAGGAAGAAGAUAGUUCCAGAUCCAGCUCCCGGACUUCAGAGUCAGACUCUCGCAGUAGGAGUGGGCCAGGCAGCCCCAGAGCAAUGAAACGAGGUGUGUCUCUCUCUUCUGUGGCUUCUGAAAGUGAUUAUGCUAUUCCCCCAGAUGCUUACUCCACGGACUUAGAGUGCUCACAGCCAGAGCAGAAGCUCCCGAAAACUUGCUCGUCUUCCAGUGAUAAUGGGAAAAAUGAACCACUGGAAAAAUCUGGCUACUUAUUAAAAAUGAGUGGUAAAGUCAAGACUUGGAAGCGGAGAUGGUUUGUUCUUAAAGGUGGUGAAUUACUUUACUACAAAUCUCCGAGUGAUGUAAUCAGAAAACCCCAGGGCCAUAUUGAACUUAGCGCGUCCUGCAGCAUUUUAAGAGGAGAUAACAAACAAACAGUUCAGUUGACCACUGAAAAACACACAUACUAUCUGACUGCAGAUUCUCCCAAUAUAUUGGAGGAAUGGAUUAAAGUGUUACAGAACGUUCUUCGGGUACAAGCUGCCAACCCCCUUUUCCUCCAACCUGAGGGCAAACCAACGGUGAAGGGAUUGCUCACCAAGGUAAAACAUGGCUACUCCAAGAGAGUCUGGUGUACACUUAUAGGAAAAAUAUUAUAUUAUUUUCGUAGUCAAGAAGAUAAGUUUCCUUUAGGUCAGAUCAGACUCUGGGAGGCUAAAGUUGAAGAGGUUGACAGAUCCUGUGAUUCAGGUGAAGAUUAUGAAGCCAGUGGGCGAAGUCUUUUAUCCACACAUUACACUAUUGUGAUCCACCCCAAAGACCAAGGUCCAACUUACCUCCUGAUUGGAUCUAAGCAUGAAAAGGACACUUGGCUUUAUCACCUGACUGUUGCAGCUGGAAGUAACAAUGUAAAUGUUGGAUCUGAAUUUGAACAACUCGUUUGCAAAUUGCUAAAUAUAGAAGGGGAACCUUCCUCUCAGAUAUGGAGACACCCUACUUUGUGUCACAGCAAAGAAGGACUCAUUUCUCCUUUGACAACAUUACCUUCGGAAGCUCUACAGACAGAAGCAAUUAAAUUAUUUAAGACCUGCCAACUUUUUAUAAAUGCAGCAGUUGACUCUCCUGCAAUUGAUUACCAUAUAUCUCUAGCCCAGAGUGCUUUGCAAAUCUGUCUGACACAUCCUGAGCUACAGAAUGAAAUUUGCUGUCAGCUCAUUAAACAGACAAGACGGAGACAGCCACAGAAUCAACCAGGACCAUUGCAGGGCUGGCAACUCUUAGCACUCUGUGUUGGGCUCUUCCUUCCCCAUCACCCUUUCCUGUGGCUCCUCAGGCUCCACCUAAAGAGGAAUGCAGAUUCCAGGACAGAAUUUGGAAAAUAUGCCAUUUACUGCCAGCGAUGUGUAGAAAGAACGCAACAGAAUGGAGAUCGAGAGGCAAGACCCUCAAGAAUGGAAAUUCUUUCCACCCUUCUUCGAAACCCGUAUCAUCAUUCUUUGCCCUUCAGUAUCCCCGUACACUUCAUGAAUGGGAUAUAUCAGGUAGUUGGAUUUGAUGCGUCCACCACAGUGGAAGAAUUUUUGAAUACUUUGAACCAGGAUACAGGGAUGAGGAGGCCAGCACAGUCUGGAUUUGCAUUGUUUACAGAUGAUCCUUCUGGCAGGGAUUUAGAGCAUUGUCUUCAAGGAAACAUCAAGAUUUGUGACAUUAUCUCUAAAUGGGAACAGGCUUCCAAAGAACAGCAGCCCGGGAAAUGGGAAGGUACGAGAACUGUUCGUCUCACUUAUAAAAACAGACUGUAUUUCUCAAUGCAAGCCCGUGGAGAGACUGAUAGAGAAAAGCUGCUGUUAAUGUAUCAGACAAAUGAUCAAAUAGUAAAUGGACUUUUUCCUCUGAACAGGGACCUGGCAUUAGAAAUGGCAGCUCUUUUAGCUCAGGUGGAGAUUGGAGAUUUUGAAAGGCCUUUUUCUACUCCAGCAGGGCAUGUUACUAAUCAGUGCAAAGCAAAUCAAACUAUAAAACAACUCAUAGAGAAAUUUUAUCCUAAAAGGUAUAGAGAUGACUCUUCUGAAGAACAGUUAAGGCAGCUUUGCCAGCGACUGUCAACCAGAUGGAUGGCCCUCCGGGGACACAGUGCUGCUGAUUGUGUGCGAAUCUAUUUGACAGUAGCCAGGAAGUGGCCAUUUUUUGGUGCCAAAUUGUUUCUUGCAAAACCCAUAACCCCAUCAUCACUUGGAAGUACUUUCAUGUGGCUGGCUAUACAUGAGGAUGGUUUAAGCAUCUUAGAAUACAACUCCAUGAGGUUAAUAAUCAGCUAUGUGUACAAGAGUCUAAUGACCUUUGGAGGUUAUCAAGAUGAUUUUAUGAUAGUCAUUAACAAAGCACAUUCAAAGGACAAACCAACAGAGAAAUUACUUUUUGCCAUGGCAAAACCCAAGAUUCUUGAAAUCACUCUUUUGAUCGCCAGCUACAUAAACAACUUCUAUCAGCAGAAGGCGGUUCACCACCUCUCUGCUCCAGCGCUGCUCUCAGCUCGGACCCAGGGUCCUCAAGCCAGAGUGAUGGGAAGCCAGCCCCUUCUGUCAAGCAGACCAACCAAAGGCCCCACUUUACUCUGAAAGCUCAGGGGCCUGAACAUUCACUCCCUGUCCUCUAACCAAUGGCUGCAUUGGCUCCAAAUAAGUUCAUUUACAUCCUGGCAACAUGGCACACACACAGUAGUAGUCCAUUCUUUAAAAAUAAUGAGGGUUACUCUCUUUCAUUUGAUUCAUAAAUAUUCAAAUGAAUGCUAGUAAUAGGACCUAAACACAGAUUUUCCCACGUGCUGAUUUUCUCUUAGCUUAACUGGGUUAGAAUUUGUCAUUUUUUUCCAUCACCUUCUCCUUUGCCAUCAGACACAUCAAGCCUUUUUUCUCUUU
Messenger RNA from Kogia breviceps (pygmy sperm whale), 4938 nucleotides. RefSeq names its product pleckstrin homology, MyTH4 and FERM domain containing H2 (gene PLEKHH2). Gene Ontology annotation, molecular function: actin binding. Gene Ontology annotation, biological process: negative regulation of actin filament depolymerization. The record is from RefSeq and is a predicted model, not a curated record. Lineage: Eukaryota; Metazoa; Chordata; Mammalia; Artiodactyla; Physeteridae. Gene Ontology annotation, cellular component: cytoplasm; cytoskeleton.